Messenger RNA from Suricata suricatta (meerkat), 901 nucleotides. It is a transcript of the gene MRPS11, whose product is annotated as mitochondrial ribosomal protein S11. The record is from RefSeq and is a predicted model, not a curated record. The transcript is spliced from 6 exons. Bases 52 to 642 code for a protein of 196 amino acids. Gene Ontology annotation, cellular component: mitochondrial small ribosomal subunit; ribosome. Gene Ontology annotation, biological process: maturation of SSU-rRNA from tricistronic rRNA transcript (SSU-rRNA, 5.8S rRNA, LSU-rRNA); ribosomal small subunit assembly; translation. NCBI's taxonomy places the organism in Eukaryota, Metazoa, Chordata, Mammalia, Carnivora, Herpestidae. Gene Ontology annotation, molecular function: structural constituent of ribosome; small ribosomal subunit rRNA binding; mRNA 5'-UTR binding.
CCAGGCUCCGGGGUCGCCGCGGACGGGAGCUGACAGGGGUCAGUUCAAGUCAUGCAGGUUGUCCGAAAGACGGGGUCUUGGCUGCUGCGGUCUUGGGCUCGGUCACCGACGCCCGGGGUCGUGGCCGGGGCGCCAGCCUCCACCAUCCACACCGGCGCCCAGCAGCUACAAGACGCGGCGGCCAAGCAGGAGGUUGAGGAGAAGGCGGCGGCCCCAGCUCCGAGCCGCAGCAGCUUCAGCAUUUACCCUCCAGUACCAGGACAGGAGAGCCCUCUGAGGUGGGCAGGAAAGGAAUUCGAGGAGAUCCCGGUCGCGCACAUUAAGGCCUCCUACAACAACACGCAGAUCCAGGUGGUCUCUGCCACCCACCAGCCCCUCGCCCGCGCUUCCUGCGGCACCGAGGGGUUCCGGAAUGCCAAGAAGGGCACAGGCAUCGCCGCACAGACAGCAGGCAUCGCUGCUGCCGCGAAAGCUGCGGGGAAGGGCGUGACCCACAUCCGAGUGGUCGUGAAAGGCCUGGGGCCGGGCCGCUUGUCUGCCAUCAAGGGGCUGACCAUGGGGGGCCUGGAAGUGAUCUCCAUCACGGACAACACCCCCAUCCCGCACAACGGCUGCCGCCCCAGGAAGGCUCGGAGGCUGUGACGGGAAGGAAGGCUGCCCCUGGACCUGACCGCAAGUCCCACCUCCAGCUGGACCUUGUAGAAAGCACACAGUCAGAGCUCUCUCCGGAGGAGGGCCUGCUGGAGCCCCCUCCGGGGCAAGAGGGAGCUCUGCCCCCUUCUGUGGUCAUCUCGCUUGUUCUUUGACUGGAGACCAGUGUCCAGAAGUGACUCCAGAGGAGGCCCGGACUCCAGCCGGAAGUGCUGCCUCUGCUCUGCAAAAAUAAAAAUGUCCCACUGUC